UUACCCAAACGCCACUUUCUAUGCGUCGGUGGUAAAUUUUCAACUAUUUUUUCAUCUGAGCUUGAUUGUUGCGACCGAAUGAGAGUUGUUACAUCACAGCGAAUUCUCCAUAGUUUGUGUGGAAAAUGCGCGGGAUGAGAUUUGUGCUUGCCUCACUGAACAAAACAAGUGUGUUAGCCUUUCUGCAGUGUUCGGAAGCGUGAUAAAUUAUUCACAAGGGAUUGCCACUCAGGUAGAGGUUGGCGAGGGUAAACAACGUAGGCUAUCGGAAGGCCACCCGUCAUCAUCAAUGGUAUAAUUUUCUCAAAGAAGGCAUAAAUUGCCUUUUACGCGAAUUUCAUAACGGCUACCUAGAGAAAAUCGGGGCAAACCCACACACGUAUCUAGCAAUGAGUGGAUAUCUGGGAGACCUCUCUGCUUCUCAACAAAAGAGCCUUGAGGAAUUUAAAGGAAUGUUAACAACAGAGACCAUUAGUGAUGAGGCAACUUUACUGAGAUUUUUACGGGCGCGCAGUUUUGACACAAAGGCUGCUUACAACCAGUAUAUACGGACCCGGGAGUGGCGUGUUAACAAUGAUAUAGAUCAUGUCCUCGAACGUGAGAGACCAUUAGAUGAAGAGAUGAAAAAGAUCGUAUCCUGCAGUUUUCACAAAUACGAUAAACUUGGACGCCCCUGUUACAUUGAACACACAGGAAGAACUGAUACCACUGCCCUGAUGAAGCUUCCUCAAGACCAAUUCAUAGGAUGGCACAUUUGGAAUAACGAAAGACAAAUUCAAAGAAUGAGGGAACUUUCCACAAAACUUUUUCAUUUUCAGAUUUUCCUUGUCAACACCUCGUGGGUUUUUCCAGUCCUUUGGAGAAUAGCCAAGAUUUUCGUGGACCCAAAGACAAGAACGAAAUGUGUUGUGCUUAAAAGCUCAGAGCUCAGCAAACUGUGUGACUAUUUUGAUCCUGAGGAUUUGCCAGAGGAAUUUGGAGGCUCUUGUAGAUGUGACAAUGGCUGUCUUCCUCCUAUACCCAAACACAUGCUGGAAGUGAAGGACAAUCCACUACUGAUAGAGCAGACAAUAGGACCCAAGAAAUCAUUUACAUAUGAAGUAAACUGUGAUAACAAGAAAGCUGACACGUCCAUAGCAUGGUAUUUUAAAGCUACAAGUAAAGACAUUCAAUUUGGAAUUAAGUUCAAGGCCAAGCCUCAUUCAGGAUGGAAAGACAAUGAAAAUGAAAUUGAGGAGAUCUGGGUCGAGGAGCUUGAACCAAUUACAGAAUGUGAUGUAUCAGUGACUGGUUUCUACACUCCACCUUGUCCUGGUAUCUGCACCUUAGUGUGGGACAAUUCAAACUGCAAGUGGCUCUCAAGAACAAUCAAGUACCAUGUCAUGGUCAGUGAGGUAGACUCUGAUGAAGAAAUAUCAACUAAUGGUAACAAAGAAAUUUGCUAAACAGCAAGUAUUGUUGGGGCAGCUUGUAGAAUGCAGUAUCCAUGUGCUAAUUAACACUUAGAAUAGGGGCUGGAGAUCUCUAUCAUAAAAUGGUUGAUGAGGGCAAAGCCUGAUUAUUAUGCAAUGAAAUCUAAAGCAAAUAAUCUAAUUGCUUUGGUAUAAAUCUAUUUGUCUUUGAAAACAUAACAACAACUUAUUUUAAGACAGUCUCAUGUUGUUGUGGCUACUGCCUCCUAUAGGAGGUGAAGCCACAGAAUGAUGUUACAUUUUUGAGAUGAGUAAGUGAGGGAGUUUUACAAUAGAAUUCCGAUCUUGACCCAGUUUUGAUCAGAUGUUUCUGGGUGCUACUUAUUGUUUGAUUCAGAGUAUCUUAGUACUGUAGUUCGACAUUCACACAACACACUGGUAAGUUUUCUCCUUUUGUGAUUUCUGGCUUAUAGCCUCUAGCACAUUAUUUUUUGUAGAUAUAGGCAUUUGAUAUGUAACAUUAUUUGAUAAGCUGAGUUAUACAUGCAUUUGGAUUGGUUCUUAUUUAUAUGUCAGAAGACGGAUGCAAAGAUAACAUCACUUGAAAAAUUUCAGUGAUCCACCCAGCAGCACCUGGGGUGCUACUUUUUUGUUUUAACCUCAUUUUUCUGUCGUCUGUGAUUUUUUACUGAACAGACACAGAAACAUGGAAUCUAAUCAUUAACCCCUUAGCUCUCAGGAGUGACCAAGACAGAAUUUCUCCUUACAAUAUCAAUUCAAUGUCAAGAAGACAGGUGAUAAGAAUAAAGAGAAACAUCAGUCGUGCUAUUAAUAGUUGAUCUAAUACCAAAAUCUCCAAGCUAACGUCAUGAGGACUGUAUAGCAGACACUGAGGAGAAUUACUUAUGUGAUCUGGGAGUGAAAGGGUCAAACUUUGCUAAUUUUGAUACACAAUCAAAAAUAAGAAGAACAAAAUUUUUUAACCAGGAAAUAUGUCUUGUCACAUCCUUUUAAGCCUUUAACUAAAUGAUUAACAUAUAACUUCCCCCCUAUAACAUCCACACAUUAUCCAGACGAAUAGUAUUGAGAAGACUCAAACUUAUCAGGUAGAAGUUAGUAAUCUUGAUCUAACACCAAAUUCUCAUGACUUAUUUACAAGGAAAUGUGUAGCAGCUAGAAGGGAGAGUUAACAAUCAGAUCUUUGGAGUUAAAGGCUUAACAUCUAAAAGGAAUUUUUCUCUCCAUAAAGGAUGGUGGAGAUUUUCAUAGCAUAGGUUUUAACUGUGGCAAUUAUAUAUGGUAAAUUAUUAGUUAAUGGUAAAUGAUAACAACAUUAUUUAUUAGUGAGAGUUAUCCUGCAAUUAGAAUUCAAGUUAUUUAAUUGAAUGAUCAUGAAUUCUGGAAAUAUUUUUCUAGUGAUAAACCAUUUAACAAGCUAUUUAAACAGCUUAUGAUUCUCACAUAAGGAUACUUGCCAUGAUCACUUAUUCCUUAUAAACAUGCUGCUUGAUGGAAAGUGAUAAUAAUUCAUAUGUUGGUGUGAGUUAUUUCUAGUGAAUUUCUAGGUUUCCCUCAGAUAUUUGUAGCACGAGGUUGAAAACUGCUAAUUGUGUAUAUAAAUAGAGGAAGACUCAACGAAUUAUAAGAUUCAGAACAAACGAGCAUUUUUAGCUUUGUUCUUCAACUUCAUACAAUUUGGACAUACGCUGAAUUCUAAAAAGUGCUACAAUAUCUUUUCUACUAACUUAUGGUAUUUUCCUAUUUUUCAUACGCAGAAAACGUUUUUAUGGGACUCAAUGUGAAGUGUUAAUGAUAUUUUCCAAGAGAAAAAAAAGGGUUGAUCUCAUCGCUAUUAAUGAAAUAUUUUCCAAGAGAAAAUGUUUAUUUAAACUUGGUUGUAUGUAAUUUUGUGAAACAAGCUAAAAAUGUCAUGGUCGGGUGUUUCAACUUAAUAGGGCUGUUGUAUAGUUCUUUGAUAAAUUUCAAGUAUUGCUUCUAACUAAUAUUUGAAACUUUUUCUACUGACAUAGAAGUGUACUCAGUUAUCAGAGAAUACUUUUCUGAAAAUCAGCUAAAAUCAUUCUGAAAGCGUUAACCACUGCUUAGGCGUUUCCCGCGCUUUUAGUUUGCUAUUUGUUUGCAAUCCCUUGUUGCAAUUUUCCCGCUCAUUUUGUCCCGCUCAUAUUUUCCCGCUCAUUUUUCGCGCCAUAAGACUGGCUGCUUCGGAUUUUUGUAUUCGGUAAUAAAAAGGGGUCCAUUACCUCGAAGAAUUUCUAGCCAAUCAGGUUCAAUCAAUCCAGAAGCGUUGCCAAUGGUUACACGUUUCUCGCGCUUUUCGAUUAGCUGGUUGCAUUUUUCUCGCCCAUUUUUUCCCGCGCUUUUACCGGCUCCUUCGGGUUAUGAUUGGUUUAUUCUGUAGCCCGUAGUUGGUCUCUUUUCACGCUGCACAACUUUGGCUAAGCACGACGCUACAAACCAAUACUUUUUUUAAGUGGUAAGUUCCAAGAAACUUAAAACUAAUGCGAUUAUUUAAGUAUUUAUUGGCUUAAUGUGGCUGUUUAUUUACACUUACUUUCAGUCCUUUUUCAAAAUAUUUGAACAAGAGAAGAGUAAACUUAAUCCUCUCUUGAGUUUAAGUUAUUUACAUAUUGUAAUGUUAACGUAACUUUCUCAUUAAGAGAACUUUAGAUAACGCAUAUGCGUUUUUAGAUGGUAUACAAGUAGUAUUAUAUUUUGAAGUUAGAAUAUACGAAUAAACCAGCAUAAAAAAAGUG
Pocillopora damicornis (cauliflower coral) is the source of this 4186-nucleotide messenger RNA. RefSeq lists its product as uncharacterized. Lineage: Eukaryota; Metazoa; Cnidaria; Anthozoa; Scleractinia; Pocilloporidae. The record is from RefSeq and is a predicted model, not a curated record.